Ornithorhynchus anatinus (platypus) is the source of this 2198-nucleotide messenger RNA. It is a transcript of the gene PMEL, whose product is annotated as premelanosome protein. The record is from RefSeq and is a predicted model, not a curated record. The transcript has 13 exons. NCBI's taxonomy places the organism in Eukaryota, Metazoa, Chordata, Mammalia, Monotremata, Ornithorhynchidae. Gene Ontology annotation, cellular component: melanosome. Bases 1 to 2085 code for a protein of 694 amino acids. Gene Ontology annotation, biological process: melanosome organization.
AUGGCGUUGUGCUGGACAGGGUGGGGGGCGGCAGUGGCCUGCGCGCUGAUGACCGUGGUGGCCGUGGACGGGGUCAGCGGGGAGCUGGAUGGUCCAUCCCUGCUGAGACCUCGGCGAAGCCCCUGCCCCCGGCCCGGGUCCCCAUUUCGGACCCUGCCCGUCCCCGUCAGCACUCGGCCCCCGGAACGCGGCUGGGGGCCGGGCGUCUCGUUCUUGAGGUUCCAGCGGUGGGCUCCUACAGGGACCGGGAGCUGGGCCGGGCCAGGGAGAAGCUGGGCCGGGCCAGAGGGCGAGAAGGACCUCGGUGUCUGGAAUCGACAUCUGUACCCAAAGCGGGCAGAGGACGGAGACUGGGGAGCUGACCGCUGGCAAGGUGGCCGGGUGACCGUGGAGGUCAGCAACGACGGCCCCACCUUAAGGGGUGCUCGAGCCUCUUUCUCCAUCACUCUGCGGUUCCCCCAGGGCCAGGAGGCCCUGCCCGACGGGCAGGUGAUCUGGGUCCGGAACGCCACCAUCAAUGGAAGCCGGGUGUGGGCCGGCCGGCCCGUCUACCCCCCGCCCGCCCUGGACCCCGCCGCCUGCGUCUUCCCCGACGGAAGCCCCUUCCCCGCCGGACCCCGGACCCGCGCCGCCUUCGUCUACGUCUGGAAGACCUGGGGCCGCUACUGGCAGGUGUUGGGGGGCGCGGCGUCCGGGCUGAGCAUCGGCACGGCGGGGGCGGCCCCGGGCCCCCACUCCAUGGACGUUACCGUCUACCACCACCGCGGGGCGCACGCCUUCGUGCCCUUCGCCCGCGCCCAAUCGGCCUUCGUCCUCACCGACCAGGUGCCCUUCUCCGUGGCCGUGUCCCAGCUGCAGGACGUGACCGGGAGCAGCGGACCCUUCCUGCGCAACCGACCUCUGACCUUUGCCCUCCGACUCCAUGAUCCCAGCGGCUACCUGACCGGGGCCGACCUGGCCUACACCUGGGACUUCGGGGACGGCAGCGGCACCCUGAUCUCCCGCCUCCCCGCGGUCACCCACACGUAUCUGGCGCCCGGUUCCGUCACCGCCCAGGUGGUGCUGCAGGCUGCCGUCCCGCUGCAGGCCUGCGGUACCACGGCCCAUCCCGGCACCAAACUCCCAGACACCACGGCCGAGCCCGCGGGCAGCACGGCCGGGAGUGUGCCCACCGCGGAGCCCGUGGGCACCACGGCUGGGAGCGUGCCAACCGCAGAGCCCACGGGUACUGAGGCGGGGAGCGUGCCAACUGCAGAGCCCGAGGGCACCACGGUGGGGAACGUGCUAACCGCAGAGCCCGCGGGCACUGUGGCGGGGAGUGUGCCCACUGCAGAGCCGGUGGACACUACAGCCGGAAGCUUGCUGACCGCAGAGCCCGCGGGCACCACAGCGGGAAGCUUGCUGACUGCAGAGCCCGCGGGCACGACAGCCAGAGGUGGGCCAACCGGGGAGCCUGCGGCCACCCUGGCCCUGGUGCGACGCCAGGCCCCCCUGGACUGUGUCCUGUACCUCUACGGCUCCUUCGCCCUCUCGCUGGACAUUAUCCAGGGCAUCGAGAGCGCGGAGAUCCUCCAGGCCGUGCCUGCAGGCGACGGGGACACAGUGGACCUGACCGUGUCCUGCCAGGGGGGGCUGCCCGAGGAGAUCUGCCUGGAGGUCUCAUCGCCAGGGUGCCAGCCACCCUCACGGCGGCUCUGCCAGCCCGCCCUGCCCAGCCCGGACUGCCAGCUGGUGCUGCACCAGGCGCUGGCGGGCGCCGGCCUCUACUGCCUCAACGUGUCCCUGGCGGAUGCCCACAGCCUGGCGGUGGCCAGCACCCGGCUCCUGCUGCCAGGUGGUGGCCCUUCUGUGCCCACAGGUGGAGCGCCGGGCCCUGGCUGGGCCCCACUGUUGCUGGGCGCCACGAUGGCUGUGCUGGCUGUCGUCCUCGGGGCCGCCGUGUACAGGCGGGUGAAGCGAGGCCUGGGACCCCCGCGAGCCCGACUGUCCGAGCACACCGCCCUGUGGCUCUUCCUGCCCCGAGCCCUGCAGCCCACGGGGACCAGCGGCGAGAGCAGUCCCCUCCUCAGUGCCCAGCGGGUCUGAGCCGGCCGACGAGCCGGCACCACGCGGCGUGGGGGGGAGACGGGAUAGGGUGGACCCCGUUGGAUGGCGUGAGGAGGGUACAGGGAGGGGAGGUGCGGGGCCUGAUCUCUCCC